Larimichthys crocea (large yellow croaker) is the source of this 5562-nucleotide messenger RNA. It is a transcript of the gene gpam, whose product is annotated as glycerol-3-phosphate acyltransferase, mitochondrial. Gene Ontology annotation, biological process: phospholipid biosynthetic process; fatty acid metabolic process; triglyceride biosynthetic process. Gene Ontology annotation, molecular function: glycerol-3-phosphate O-acyltransferase activity. Lineage: Eukaryota; Metazoa; Chordata; Actinopteri; Sciaenidae. The coding region runs from base 234 to 2720 and encodes 828 amino acids. The record is from RefSeq and is a predicted model, not a curated record. Gene Ontology annotation, cellular component: mitochondrial membrane; plasma membrane. The transcript is spliced from 21 exons.
GUCACACCGACAGAGCUGUGUGUGUGUGUGAGUGUGUGAGUGUAAGUGUGCAGUCCGGUCAGAGCUCGUGUAAAGAGGACACACAAGCGGGACUAAAGAACCGAGCGGCUGGCUACAGUUCAGCUUAUCGUUUAUAUAUUUCUCUGAGAUAUGAGUCAGCGUGACAAAACAUUCACGCUUGCCAGCUAGUGCUGUGUGAUCCGGAGAGGGGAGAGGAAAGGGCAGCAUCGAACAUGGAGGUGUCUGAUGGCUUGUUGCUGCAGGUCAAUAAUGGCGAGCAGUGGUGUAACCGCUGGAAGCAUCCCAAUGAUGACUCGGACCGCAGCACCAGCCCCUCGGUCCUGCGCUGCGUGGCCAGCACGUGGAAGGAGGGCCUGCUGAACAGAAAGAGGCCCUUUGUGGGUCGCUGCUGUCACUCCUGUACACCACAGAGCUGGGAGAGGCUGUUCAACACCAGUAUUCCAUCUCUGGGACUGCGCAACGUCAUCUACAUUAAUGAAACCCACACCAGACAGCGGGGCUGGCUGGCGCGCAGGCUGAGCUAUGUGCUGUUUGUCAUGGAGAGAGACGUCAACAAGGACAUGUUCACCAGGAACGUAGUGGACAACGUGCUCAACAACAGCCGGGUGGAGAGUUCUAUUGUGAAGGUGGCCACAGAUUUGGAUGGUGCGGUCAGCCAGCCUGGUCAGGAGCAGAAAGCCGUCAGUAAAGUGAAGCAGAAAGCCAGAGCCUUCCUCCAGGAGAUGGUGGCUAACAUUUCCCCAGCGUUUAUCAGGCUGACCGGGUGGGUCCUGCUGAGGCUGUUUAAUGGUUUCUUUUGGAGCAUCCAGAUCCACAAGGGCCAGCUGGAAAUGGUUAAGAAAGCUGCUACAGAGCAAAAUGUUCCCAUGGUCUUCCUCCCUGUUCACAAAUCCCACAUCGACUACCUGCUCAUCACCUUGAUCCUGUUCUGUCACAACAUUAAAGCCCCGCACAUUGCAGCGGGAAACAACCUAAGCAUCCCUAUCCUCAGCACCCUUAUCCGUAAACUUGGAGGAUUCUUCAUACGACGGAAAAUGGAGGAGACGGGCGAUGGGAAGAAAGAUAUUCUGUAUAGAUCACUGUUACAAGCAUAUACAGAGGAGCUGUUGCGUCAGCAGCAGUUUUUGGAGGUCUACCUUGAGGGUACCCGCUCCCGCAGCGGUAAGCCGUCUACAGCGCGUGCAGGCAUGCUGUCCAUCGUGGUAGACGCACUAUGCACCGGGGCCAUCGCUGACGUCCUGGUGGUGCCAGUUGGCAUCUCUUAUGAUCGUAUUAUCGAGGGCAACUACAAUAGUGAGCAGCUGGGCAAACCGAAGAAGAAUGAGAGUUUGUGGGGAAUAGCAUGCGGCGUGUUCAGGAUGCUGAGGAAGAACUACGGAUGCGUCCGAGUUGACUUCAAUCAGCCCUUCUCCCUAAAGGAGUACCUGGACAGCCAAAGAAGCCGGCAUAUUCCACCACCUGUGUCCCUCGAACACAACUUGAUGCCCAGCAUUAUUUCGGCACAACCUGAUGCUCAGCUGUUUGAGGGGCAGGAGGAAGAGGAGCAGUUGAACCGAGAGCUGCCCGAUGACAUCUUGAGACGACAACUUAUUAACAACCUGGCCAAGCACGUCCUCUUCACGGCUAAUAAGUCCUCAGCGAUCAUGUCUACCCACAUUGUAGCCUGUCUGCUGCUGUACAGACACAGACAGGGGGUGGUGCUGUCCAAGCUGGUGGAGGACUUUUUCAACAUGAAGGAGGAGAUCCUGUCACGGGACUUUGAUCUGGGCUUUUCGGGGAACUCGGAGGACGUGGUGAUGCGAGCACUCCACCUUCUGGGAAACUGUGUCAAUGUGACGAGCAGCGCAAACCGCAACGGAGAGUUCACUAUCGCACCGAGCCAAACUGUACCGGCGCUUUUUGAGCUCAACUUCUACAGCAACGGCCUUUUCCAUGUCUUUAUUCCUGAUGCAAUCAUCGCCUGCAGCAUCCUGUCGCUGCAGCGAGAGCUGCUCGCAGAAUCAGAAUCAGAUCAGCAGUCCGAGAAUCCCUGUAGCCUCCCUCUCAGUCAGGAGAGACUCAUCCGCAAGGCAGCCGGUCUCUCCCACUUCCUUAUUAAUGAGGUGGCUGUGGCACCACCUUGUCAGACUAUUUACCAGGUUUUCCAUGAUGCAGUGACCCGGCUGAUCCAGUAUGGAGUUCUCUACGUAGCAGAGGAGGAUCAGGAAGAACUGAGCCCCAGUCCCACAGAGGAACCUUGGCCCAAAAAGUUCCCCGAGCCCUUAUCCUGGAGAAGUGACGAGGAGGAUGAAGAUAGUGACUUUGGAGAAGAGCAAAGAGAUCGCUACUUAAAGGUGAGCGUUUCCGCUGAGCACCAGGAGUUCUUUGUCUUCCUACAACGACUCGUCAGCCCCGUGCUAGAGGCGUACAGCGGGGCCGCGAUCUUCGUCCACAGUCUGGGUCAGCCAAUGGCUGAGUCCGACUACACCCAGAGGCUCUUUAGAUACUUGCUCACCCGCACAGAGAGAGGAGUGGCUGCAUACGGUGAAAGUGCAACUCAUUAUUUGGUUAAGAACACAGUGAGGACCUUCAAGGAGCUCGGGGUCCUGAAGGAGAGACGAGAGAACCGGGUGACAACUCUGGAGCUGAGCAGCACCUUUCUACCUCAGGCCAAUCGGAACAAACUUCUGCAUUACAUCCUAGGUUUCACCCUUCUGUGACCGAGAAACACCUUUCAGCCCUGCUCAGACCCCAGGCUACUUCCAAUAAAAGGGCUUCUACUGGUUACUUCUAAACAAUCCCAGGUGCUACUCUGUGGAAAGCUUUACCAGGAAGUGCCUUCAUGUAACAGCCGCUAACUGUUAGCUGUUAGCCGGAAGAGACUUGAAGCCAGUCUUCCCUUUUUGUUCCAGUCUCUGACCCCCCACCCCGCCACCUCCGACAUAGAACUGUGCAGCAGAUAAAACCUGUAUCGUUCUUUCAAGAGGUACGUCUAGGAAUCAUCUUCUCUUCGGGAACUUUGCCACUUGAAGUCACGAGGUUUUAAUAUGAUCAAGAUUUUAAACUUAUCAGAAAAUAUACUCAAGCAGGUUAGUGAAUAAGAACCUAUUUUACAGCAAUCCGAACAAAGCAAGCUGCCUUUCGUCUAUACAAGUGAGCAAGCAAAAUAUGCAUAGAAAAUAAUCGUCAACAUCGCGAACAAGAAAGGCGUUUUUACGUUGACUCUUUCUGCUCGUUUGUAACUGCUGUAAUUUCUCAAGUGCACUAUCAUACAAUAGGAAACAUGUCAAAAAUGUAGUUUGAAUUUGAAAACAAAUUAUUGUACAUAGACCACGAGAGCAAUGUCUCUCAUUUGUACAACGCGUACAUAUCCAAAUUUUCAUUUACGGAAGUAAAUGUCAGAAUCUAACCCUCCCUGUAGACAGCUUUGGUAGACAGUCAUACUGCACAGUUACUGGUUUAAGAUAUCAAAAAAAAUAAGCAGUCGGCCGUGCAGCAGUAGCUUCUAACACAAAAUGUACCUGUUGAAAGUGCAGCAACUCACAAGCAUCCACAGUCAAGUGCAUUCAAACCACUAAAGUCUAAGUGCAUUCCCUUUUCAUCGUGGGUUUUGAUGAAAAGUGACUCUGAUCACCUUUUUUUCACGUUUCAAUGAAUGUGACGUAGUACAGCACUUAAUACCAGCCAUCACAUCCACUUCAGUUCAAGCGCAACGAGCUCAGAAACUCUUUGGUCAUGCCUUUCAGGGAACGCAGAGAUUUAGGAUACUUUAGGGGAUUUUCAUGUAUUAUAAACACGCUGUAUAAAAGCUGUUAUAGCGAGCAGAGCUAGUUGGGCAUUCGCAAGACAGAGUUACUGCGUAGGGUGGUUAAAAAAAAUAAACGGUACAUAUCUACUAUGUAAUCCACCUGAACAACAGGUCAAGUCAGUAAGACUUGGCUGUUUGUGAGAAUGAGAUAGUGUCAGUGCUGUUUUACUCUUGUUUACUUUAAAAUGCAAACUGCUGUGAUCAGCAGUGACAUUUCUGAAAAUGAAAACAGUCAGGUUUACCUGUUCCUUUAUUUUUCUUGGUCACAGCAACGCUUCACUUCACAUUUUUAACACCGCUGUCUUACAUUACAGUCUAGAAAUGUCAGAAAAACAGACUUCAAAAUGCAUGUGUCAAAAAAAAGUAGUGUCAGACAGGUUAUAUCAUGAAAAUCAGAAACCAAAACUACACGUGAGAAAUUAAAACCUGAUAGUGAAACCUCACCGCACAGAACCUGUGCACUUAGCCGCAGAACAGUUACCAGUUUUUCAUUUGUAUUGUAAAAUAACUCAACAGGACUCAAAUAUUUAGGUCUUGUCUAUAUAUGUGUGUAAAUCUGAUUUCGUUUUGCAUUGAACAUUCAUGUUGAUGUAUGAGCGCACAUCAACUGGAAAGAGAAGAAGAAGAAGAGGGAGGGAGGUGGUUGAAAAGGGCAGAGUAAGUUUGAUGAAUUGUCGGGGUUAUUAGACGGGAUGCGAACCCAAAAUCAAAGAUUAAUAAUGUGAAGACGGCGUGAAUGUUUGAAAUUAACGUUCUUGAUCCAUCGGGAGAUAAAGUAAAUGGGAAUCCGGUGUCUGAUACGCAUUAAAAAUUAAUAUUUAUAUUGAAAGACUAGUCUAUAACACUGCUUUUUGUUUUCUUCUUUAAUUCAUAUUAUAAACCUGCAUAUUGUCAUGGAGUUUUUCUAACCUGUGUACAAAAUAUUCCUGAAAUGGAAAAGGUUACCGGUGAGCGGCAUGUCGAAGAACAGAAAAGUAUGUUAUUUAAAUGUGGUGUGAGCAGAGCGCCCACACAGUAAUGAAAUAGUCUGUGCUCAAGUUCAGAGGGAGCAUCUCGACUCUCAAAGCAUUUCUGAGCCCCCCCGCACCGAGGGACCCCCACCGCCAAGAUAAAAACCACUUUCACGUACUGUACUGCAUGUUUCCUCUGGUCGCCUUUUAUUCAUCGACACUUCAAUGUGAACUCUACUUAACCUGAGAAUUGUAUUUUACGGUUUCGUGUGUGACUUUUGUUGCAGAGAAAGAUAGUUGUUCGUGCAGGAGAUAAAAGUUGUUACCUCUUGAAUGUAUCUCAUCUGUCCCCCUCUUAAAAAAAAAAAGGUCAAUGUGAUUCUGUCGGAUACUCGAUGGAGUCGGUACAGAUACGAUGCUGGUGUUGGGGAUUGUUGAGACUCAUUGCUACUGAAGCUGCAUUAACAACAUCCCCCCUACAACUAUGUAACUUUGUAGAAUUAAAAAAAAAACGAAGCCUGUAUCUGGAGAACAGGUGCCUUUUUAAUGCACUGUAGUGUUCUUUGGUUGUGAUUUUUGUUUUUUUUUGUUCUGUUUUUGUGCAUGUUAACACUGGUUAUUAAGUGUGGAAAUCCAAAAGAACACUGUAGAUUGUAACUUAAAAAAAAAACAGACAAACAAACACGAGCAGAGAACUUGUGGUUACUAUAAGAAGAAUCACCAGCUACUAAAAAAAAAAAAAAAGUGUCACUUUUUUUUCUUGCUUUUUCAGAGCAAAGCACAAUUGGCAUUAUUGGAUUUUUU